AUUGAUUUGGACCCGUAGAUCCAACAGUGCAAGGUGAAGCCCAAAUCAGCGAUGGGGUCAUGGAUUCGUACUAGUUUGAUUUUUCACUUCAGCCGGCGUUUCAUCUUGGUUAAGACCUUCGUCCUAAAGUUCUUCUCUCUCCGGCGGAAUUCUUUGCGCUGAAUUCGAGUUUUCUGCUUCCGUAUGGCUAAGGAGGUUUACACCAGGGAAGAGUUGCUUGCGCUGUUGCAGGAUCUUCAAAUUGAUUUCGCCAAGUACGAACAUCCAGCUGUAAUGACAGUUGAAGCUCAGGCAAAAUAUGUUGGAAAUUUGGGGGGUGGUAUCAGUAAGAAUCUGUUUUUGAAGGACAAAAAGAAUAGAUACUAUGUAGUUUCAGCAUUGGCACAGACCAAAGUAGACCUGAAAGUUCUAUCUGCAAGACUUGGUUUGGGGAAAGGAGGUCUGAGAAUGGCUCCCGAGGAAGCGUUGGGAGAGAAACUUAAGGUGUCGUUGGGUUGUGUUACUCCAUUUGCACUCAUCAAUAAAACCGCACGAGAUGUUGCUUUAUUGUUAGACCAAGGAUUUAAAAGCCAGGAAUUCUGCUUCUUCCACCCUUUGUCAAAUGAAACAUCAAUAUCUCUUAAUACCACCAAUCUCGACAAGUUCCUUAAAUCAAUCGGGAGAGACCCUUCAUACAUUGACUUGGAGGCUAAUCCUUCUGUAGGAAAGGAUCAACCCCCCGAUCUUGCUGGACUUGUUCCUUCUGGUUCUGCCUUUGUGCCCGAUACUCCAGAGAAAACAUCUUCAUGUCCUGGUUCUAAUGAAAAUCAAGGUGUUGCGGACAAGAAGUCUAAGGCAGCUGCAGUGAAACCAUCUUCUGCUGUGAAAGCUGGAAAGGACAAAGCCGUCCCAAAAGCACGACCAUCCUAUGCAAAUGUGGAGAAAUUUGUCGAAGAGAUUCUUGAUAAGACAUCGGCAAUAGUGCUUUCAGAGCUCACAGAGGAGACUGUUAAAAAACAUGGAGACCAGUUGGGAGAUGUGGUGUCAAACAGCAUUAAGAAACAUCUUAGCUCGGAGUUGAACAAUCUUUCUAUGAUAUUUAAGAACAAUGCAUACACAGAAGGGUUCCAUGCUGGAUCUUCCCAUAAAGUGAAGCAUGCGUGCUGAUAUUUUUGUCUGCUUGUGUUUCCAAUAGAAACUGAAGAAGAGAACUCUGACAAAAGGCCGGGUAAUGGCUCUAGUUAUGUCCAAGAAAUUUUAAAAGAUAUGGUGCAAAACUGUUGGUAGAAUUUUUCAUAACAAUUUAAGAUUUGGGUUCGCUAUAAGAUGAUCCAUCUUUAGCACCUCUGAAAUUCAUUAUUAUUUUCAUUAACGUAUCUGAUUUCAUUUGCUGGUGAUUAAGUUUCCUCACUUUGGCCUUUGUUUUGUUAAGAUAAUGACCACCAGCUCAGACUUGCUGAUGGGUCGCAUGGUUCAGGUAAUUUAUUAAAUUUUAAUGAUCAGGGUGAAUUAUGAAUUUUGGUUUCA
This is a messenger RNA of Cucurbita pepo subsp. pepo (vegetable marrow), 1506 nucleotides long. RefSeq names its product YbaK/aminoacyl-tRNA synthetase-associated domain-containing protein. The record is from RefSeq and is a predicted model, not a curated record. Gene Ontology annotation, molecular function: aminoacyl-tRNA deacylase activity. Lineage: Eukaryota; Viridiplantae; Streptophyta; Magnoliopsida; Cucurbitales; Cucurbitaceae.